AUGCCGAAUGGAGUGUUCUGGUUGGACAAGGAAGCGCACAAGCAUGACAUCGUCUAUGGACAGGCAAGCGUUCUUGUCCUUCCUCUGCCGAAUGGCUGUGUUGAAGCGCUGCAGAGGCCGCAGCUCGGUGGGGUGAGCCUGCCAGCUCCCUUUGAACAGGGCUUCUUGGACAUCACAGACUACAGGUUCAUGGAGGAAGUUGAAGAGGACAGCCACGCUGCUGACUGUGCUGGAAACACUGCUGCAGCGCUGGGGCCCGAGUGCACCGGCAUUGUCUUGCACAGCCUCUUUGGAGGUGCAGAUCAGGAGGACGCCCAGCCACCCAACAAGAAUCCGCGCCGCACUCGGAAGGUGCAAUUCACUUGCAAUUUGUGUGGAGAGACAACGACAAAGAGGGUGAAUCCGCACGCUUGGGAGAACGGCACAGUCUUUGCCGAGUGCUCUGGCUGCAGAGUCAAGCACAAGCUGAUAGACAAUUUGAAGCUGUUCCACGAGCUGCGUGGCCCAGUGUACCCGGCUGCGCCCAUGAACCCUGCAGACAUCCCUGCGUCCCUGCCGCUGCGGCCGUUGCUGGAUUUCCAGCAGCAUGCUGGCCUGCUCAACAUGUUCCACCCCGAAGAGAUGUGA
Molecule: messenger RNA, 627 nt
Organism: Coccomyxa subellipsoidea C-169
Lineage: Eukaryota; Viridiplantae; Chlorophyta; Trebouxiophyceae; Coccomyxaceae
Product: zf-DNL-domain-containing protein
Exons: 5
Coding region: 1-627 (208 amino acids)
Biological process (GO): protein stabilization; protein folding; protein import into mitochondrial matrix
Cellular component (GO): mitochondrion
Molecular function (GO): protein-folding chaperone binding; zinc ion binding
Source: RefSeq, a predicted model, not a curated record